AUGUCACUGCGCAGAGUAAGGUAAGUUAUGGGCAUGAGUUUGGUAUGACUUGGUUAUAGACUAAUAACACCUGUAUAAUGCUGCAAUGGCACAAGUAAGUAAGGAACUCCCCCAUGUUUAAUGGAUCUGAUUCCUUGUGAUAAAAUGUUAAUACGAAUGUUUCAUCCCUGUCCUGCAGCUCUUCUACAGUACAUGUAUUAUUGUUAUCUUAAUAUCUGAACAUCAAUGUUUUAUGCACUCUUAAAAAAAACAUAUUAUCCCACUUUAAAGUCAAAGUAUUUCAACAAAAUGAUUGCACAAUUUGCGCAAAAUAGCCUAGUUAAUUCGUUCACGUGCGCGAAGACGCGAUCGAUGCUCUUGUGACACGAGGUUGUUGAAAGUGGGGAGCAGUUUGCAUAACAAACAGUACAUAUUAUGCUAUUCCAAUAGUCCAUUUGAUUUCCAAAUUAGAAUGCCCAGUCCGAAUAGAUGUCCUUACUGAACAUGACAUCAGCCUUCUUGGUUUAUAAGUAUAGGCUUUGAAUCACCUUAUUACACAUCAGACUAAGUAACCAUUACAUUAGGUUUCCCCAUUAAGUAUCCAACUCCCCAAGGUUGUCUCGGAGACUGGGGUAACAGACAGGGAUCAGCCAUUAUUGAGGCAACCCUGGAGCAAUUAAGGUUAAGUUUCUUGCUCAAGGGCAGAGCGACAUAUUUUUCACCUAGUUGGCUCAGGGAUUCAAACUAGCAACCUUUCGGUUACUGGCCCAAUGCUCUAACCCCCUCAAAUUCGACUCUGGACCUAGAAGCCAGUUCCACUGCAUUUUUUCAUUGUUCCCUUCUAAACAGGGACUGAUUUAGACCUGGAACACCAGGUGAGUGCAGUGAAUUAUCAGAUAGAACAGAAAACCAGCAGGCUCCUGACCUCGUAGGGAAAGAGUUGAAUACCCCUGCGAGUCUGACCACUAGGCUACCUGGCGACCUCUAUGGGGGUGCCACAGGGUUCAAUUCUCGGGCCGACUUUAUUCUCUGUGUAUAUCAAUGAUGUCGCUCUUGCUGCUGGUGACGCUCGGAUCCAGCUCUAUGCGGACGACACCGUUUUGUAUACAUCUGGCCCUUCAUUGGACACUGUUAACAAACCUCCAAACGAGCUUCAACGCCAUACAACACUCCUUCCGUAGCCUCCAACUGCUCUUAAACACUACUAAAACUAAAUGCAUGCUCUUCAACCGAACGCUGCUUGCACCCGCCCACCAGACUAGAAUCACUACUCUCGGCGGGUCUGACCUAGAGUAUGUGGACAACUACAAAUACCUAGGUGUCUGGUUAAACUGUAAACUCUCCUUCCAGAUUCACAUUAAGCUUCUCCAAUCAAAAGUUAGAUCUAGAAUCGGCUUCCUAUUUCGCAACAAAGCCUCCUUCACUCAUGCUGCCAAACAUGCUCUCAUAAAACUGGCUCCAGGUCAUCUAUAAAUCACUGCUAGGCAAAUCCCAGUCUUAUCUUAACUCACUGGUCACCAUAGCAACACCCACCCGUAGUAUGCGUUCCAGCAGGUAUAUCUCACUGGUCAUCCCCAAAGCCAACACCUCCUUUGGCCGCCAUUCCUUCCAGUUCUCUGCUGCCAAUGACUGGAACGAACUGCAAAAAUCUCUGAAGCUGGAGACUCUUAUCUCCCUCACUAACUUUAAGCGUCAGUUGUCAGAGCAGCUUACCGAUCACUGCACCUGUACACAGCCAUUCUGAAAUUAGCCCACCCAACUACCUCAUCCCCAUAUUGUUAUUUAUUUUGCUAAUUUGCACCCCAGUAUCUCUAUUUGCAAUCAUCUUUUGCACAUCUAUCAUUCCAGUGUUAAUACGAAAUUUUAACUAUUUUGCACUAUGGCCUAUUUAUUGCCUUACCUCCAUAACUUACUACAUUCGCACACACUGUAUAUAUAUUUUCUGUUGUAUUUUUGACUUUAUGUUUUGUUUACCCCAUAUGUAACUCUGUGUUGUUGUUUUUAUCGCACUGCUGUGCUUUAUCUUGGCCAGGUCGCAGUUGUAAAUGAGAACUUGUUCUCAACUGGUUUACCUGGUUAAAUAAAGGUGAAAUAAAUAAAACAAUUUUUUUUUAAAAGUACGGCCUGAUGCCAGAUGACAUGUGGGAAGAGAUGGCAGCCAGUGGGGUAACAGUUAUAUCUGCCCUGCCUUGUUUGCACAGAUGCUGACUUCAGUAACCCCUCUCUCAUAGAACUGCAUUCCCCUGAGGAGAGUCUAAUCCCUGCUCCCCACAUGGUUCUGAGUGAAUGACUACUUCCCCCUGCUGUAGAAAAAAACAUGGGCACAAGACAAGACGCACACAACCACAUGAAGGUUGUCUAGCAGAUUUUAUUCUUUGUGCAUGAGAGGACGUGUGCUACAUUUAGAACAAUGAGCACAGGUGUCAUGCGUUCGCAUCAUGGUAUUUGUGUCCUCUCAAGAACAGUGGAGUGUAAAAUUGCUCAUAACAAUGAUAAUCCCUUAUUAUUACAAUGAUCAUCAAAUGUAUUGAGGGCAACAACUUAGACAACUUAUAACUCAGGAUUCAAGUGGGCUGUACAAUAGCCAAGGCCUUCUGUCAAAGGAUUUAAAAAAUGGAUGAGAGCUGCCCACCACUAAUAUGCAUGUCAAUCUCUCAUGGCUCAAAGUGGAGAGAUUGACUUCAUCACUACUUGUUUUUGUAAGAAGUGUUGGCAUGCUGAAUGCACAGAGGAGUCUGUUUAAACUACUAGCACACAGCAUACCCCACAAGACAUGCCCAAGGUUUUCUUCACGUCCUCCCCAAGUCAAAAAACAGACUAGGGGCGCACAGUACUACUAGAGCCUGGCUACAUGGAACUCUAUUCCACAUCAGGUAACUGAUGCAAGCAGUAGAAUCUGAUAUUUUUUUAAAUUGUGGUCCUCUGUAGCUCAGCUGGUAGAGCACGGCGCUUGUAACGCCAAGGGAAUGGUUCAGAUCCGCUGGGACCACCCAUACACAAAAAUGUAUGCACCACGACUGUAAGUCCGCUUGGGAUAAAAGGCUGCCUGCUAAUGGCAAUAUUAUUUAUUAGGAUUAUUAUUAUUUUUUUUAAAUAUAAAAAUACACCUUAUGGAACAGCGGGGACUGUGAAAAGACACACACACAGGCACAGACACACAUACACAUGGAUUUUGUAUUGUAGAUAUGUGGUAGUAGAGUAGUGGCCUGAGGGCACACACUUAAUGUGUUGUGAAAAGUGUUAUGAAAUGUAAUGUCAUGUAAUAUUUUUAAUUGUAUAUAACUGCCUUAAUGUUGCUGGACCCCAGGAAGAGUAUCUGCUGCCUUGGCAGCAGCUAAUGGGGAUCCUUAAUAAAUACAAAUAUAUACAAAUACAAAAGCACAGUAUAGGAUCACUAACAAACUUGUGAUUGAUUUUAGCAUGGCUAUGGUUCUCUCUGUUCUCUGUGAGACAUCUCAUGUGCCUGUCUUAUGUGCUGCCUGGAUGCCCUCUGUCCCCUGCCCGUCCCAUUGGACAUGUCCUGCCAAGCCUACAGUGUCAUGGCCCACUGGAGGCACUGAGAUGAUUGUGAGACAAAGCCAGCUCAGAGGAGGACACAGAGGGCGUGAUGGUGUGGGAACAGGCGUGUGCACCUGCCCCUUGUUUUGGUUGUAAACAAACCCAGGAAUAUCGCCGAGAGGUCCUUGAGAGGGCGGAGAGAGAGACGGACACAGAGACGUAGGGAGGAGAACCACAGAACGCCCCUCUGUCAGAGUAAUUAACUAACGAGACCUGGUGUGUCACUGGGACUUAAUGAGUUCAUGAGACUCGAUGUGUCAGUCUGUCUGUCUGGGGGACUCAGUGGCCCCAGGCCUCAGUGCAGCUGGGAGAGGGCUCUCAUUCUGAGCAGCAGGAAAUGAAGGAGAAAGUGACACAGACCACAACAGCAAACAAAAAGCAAUCUCCCUUUCCCUCUGAGCGAUGUAAUGUAGGAGAAAACUAACACAAAGAGAGCUGAAAUUGUAAUUACAAGCCCUAUUUGUCUGAACCCUUCAUUUAAGGAUGCUCCAUACAGAACAUGGCUGCCAGAGGACCACAUGGCCAAAGGGAAGUAUGUUUCACCCAUUCUCUGCACCAUCUGCCUUCCACCUGUUUUCACAGUCUGCAUUAACUGUAUGUCUCCUUGGCUGUGUUUACACAGGCAGCCCAAUUCUGAUCUUUUGACCAAUCAGAUCAGCUCUGAAAAAGAUCUGAUGUGAAUAGAUCUGAUGUGAUUGGUCAAAAGACCAAUUAGUGGGGGGGGGGGGAUCAUAAUUAGGCUGCCUGUGUAAACGCAGCCUAUGUGCCUGACUGCUAUGAUGUGAGUUUGUGCCUAAUGAGGAGCAAGCUGGGUCUUCCUGUUAGUUCCACACAGGAGAGAAAGGAUAUCCCCACUGGGCACACACUUGUUGAAUCAAUGUUGUUUCCAUGUCAUUUCAAGGAAUAGACAUUGAAUUGACGCCUGUGCCCAGUGGGUCUCCUUCAGCUGGCAUUUUCUCACAAGCAGCAUCUAUCACGUCCAUGGUCCUUCACUGUGUUUUAUGGUGGGAAAAAAAGUCAAGGUAAAGGUUUGAUACAAUUGUACAAUCAUGUGGAAUACUAGACACUGAUCUAUGUUUUUCCCUAAGAGCAAUCUAUCCGUUCCAUCAAUCUAUCCAGUGGGCCCUUUCAAACAUCUGGCUCCCAAAACAACAGCAUCUGGGGAGGAAAGCAAUGGCAACCAGCUAAUUCCAUUCAUGACUGAGGUUCCAGACAUGCGCUGAUAAUUAAGAGAUAACUGUUUACAGAUAAAUCAUCUUAACUGUUACACAGAUUAGCUGAUUCUCUCUCUCUUACAUCGCCUUUUUUAUCCACCACUCUUUCUCUCUACCUCACUCUUCUCUCAUUAGGAUCAAUCAGUAGUAGCCACUGAGGUUAACCAAAAGGUUCUGAGUGUGCUCGGUCGGACACAUUAUGGCUACGUUUACACAGCCAAUUAUUGGCAAAAGAUCUGAUCUGAUUGGUCAAAAGACCAAUUAGUGGCAAAAGAUCAGAAAUGGGCUGCCUGUGUACACGCAGCAAGCCCUAGAUGGAAUGUGGAUGUGUACCCCCAAAAGCAGCAAGUGCUCAGUAAGCUUGUGUCCAGCUAAUUAACGUCCCAGUGCUAAUGCCCGUUUCUGUUCAGGUUAGGGACUGCAAUCUCAUGGUUCAUCUCCAGGCUGAAGGCUUAAGUUUCCUUUUGCAGUCCAGGUUCAGAUUUACAGUGGCAGUAAGACUGUUUAUCAUAAGCAAUACUAAUUAGAUUAGGAAUCAGGUGGACUUUCUGGACAAGAAUUUAGACUCCAGAUUUGUCUGUAAUGUUUAGACUGGAGAGCAAGGUGAGACAUCAGGGAAUUUAAAUGAAUAGUUCAGGUAUCUUCAUAGGUCAAAAGUUAUCUUAAAGUCAAGCUGAGUCAAUAUUCCAGUAUCUGUUGUGUAAACCCAGAUUUAUGGAUUAGGGCCAUCGAAUUCCAAUUUAUUAGAUGAUGAUUCUGAGAUGAGCUUUCUCUUUAAAAAUGUUCUACCCUGAAAUAUUAUUGCUUUGAUUUAUUCAUCAGAAAAUCCCUUUCCAAGCGUGAAUACUGUGUGGAUUCAUUCCCAUCACUGUAAUAGUCAUACUAAGUAGUUUUUAUCUACCAGUUUACCUCAGAAACAGCUUACUGAGUUGAUUGUCUUUGAAGUGGACAACACCUGGAACAGGGUCUGUUCUUGAUCUAUUUAUAUUAAUAAACGUUUCUGGAAAGUAUCCUACAUUAAUUAUCUCGUUUGUGAAAGCUACAGUGCCAUUGUUAAGUCCACAUGCCAUAGGCCUAGUAACAGCAUGCAGAUGGCCUGAACAAUUAUACAAAACCUACGGUCUGAAACGGACAUCCUUGUUUAUAUGGACCAAGGUUAGUGUUUCAGUAACACUUAAGGCCAUCAUAGAAUAACAUUGGUUUUCUGUGUUUAAAGAUAAUCAUAACAAGCACCUGGAAUAUGCCAGCCAUUGUGUGCAAGGAAUCUUGUUUUUAGCAGUUGUGGACACAAUUGGGAUUUCACUUAGUCACUGUAAGAGUGGGUGCUGCCUUCAGUGAGUGAGUGAUCUAAUCAUGUACUGUGGUCUGUGGAGUGUGUGAAUGUGAAACUGUGCAGUUGGGUCCCUUCCACCUAUUGUGCAGACCAAAGUUUGUGUUUGGGUCCUAUUCUUUUGACCUGAAACCUGACCGCUCUCAGAGGUCAAAGCCUACGGCUCCAAACUCAAAGCAUGCGUUAAGCUCUUAACAGUCUUAAUUACGAACGCUCUGAGGUCUGUUGUCUGCUCUCAUACUGGAAGUUCACUUGGCAUGGGAUGCUAAAUGAACAGAGCGAGGACAAUAACGGUUCUCAUAGCCAAUAUCAUUUAGCUUUCUUUAUAAUUAGGACAGCUGACGUCCAACUUGCUCCAGUCUGUGUACAGUAAAGAUGGUUGAUAGGGACGAGGCUGCAAAUGAAUGGUGUGUUCUAACUCUUCCCUGUUUAUCAAUACACAAAUGCACACUAUCACAAAUACAGGUGACGAGGAGGCAACCAAACCCGAUCAAGCUGGCAAGAAUUCCACUAGGUUUGCCAUACUUAGUUGGUACUAAAAGCAUCUUAAGCUGAUGUUGCUAAGGAGCAGGCUGGGUUCGCCUGGUUCUGUGGUGGAACAAUAAGGCGCAGCAGGGCUGUGGGCACAACCCCUCCAAGGGAACUUUAAUCUGCUAAUCCACUCUGUUUUCAUGUGGUUGUAGCAUUUGUCAACCCACUGCCUUUUUCACUUGACAUGGGUCAGGAAUGGCCGGCCACUAUGCACACAGGGGUCCUGCCCCAUAAUCAAAGACCCCUCUUAGUGUAAGUCUACAGUAAUAGAGGGUACUGCCCCCCACUCCUGUCACUCAGGCUGCAUUCCUCAACUAAUGAGCCCACCCACCCCCUCCCUCCUCUCCCUCCCCUCACCAGCCUGCAGGGUCUGGCCUCCAUAAACAUCUUCACCUCCAGAGACCACUCAGUCACUGGAUAUUUGUGCACAGUUGUGUUGAUGCUCUAAACUUGGGUUUACUCUUUACUGACAUUGGCAAGAAGACUUUCUCUCCAUAUAUAUUUGCCCAGAUCUACAGUGUACGUGCCCAGUGUGGAUUUGGUGAAGGACAGGACUGACGAUUCUCCCAGAAAUACCUUGAUUGAGUGCACAGUUGAGAUGUUUAUCCUGUCUUGAUACAAUGUGGCAGAGUAAGGGCUCAGAUAGAUGGACAGACAGAGACACAUUUCAUUUCAAAGAGAUAGGACAGAGACAGACAGAGAUAAUUAUUUAAUGAAGAAUCUCAUGCUGCAUUCUUGUGCUGCUGUAAGGGAGAUUGGGGUAAAUUGAGCCAAAGGGGUACGAUGAGUCACCCUUUUUUCUAGGAAACCAUACACUAAAUUAAUAAUUUGACCAAAUAUUUAGGAAGAGGUCAUCAUUUCAUGGAGUCUGUGAAGGAAGAAAGCACAUGGAAAAAGUGGUAAGCAAGUUAGGUCCAAAAUACAGAUUUUCACCAAGUCAAAUGAAUUUAUUGUGUUAGAUGUUUCAUGAUGCUUGUAUCUUAACCAAAGUGGAUACUUUUAAGAUUGUUCUAUACAUCAUUUGGGUUUCUCUAUAAGCUUCAAUAUGAGGUCCUAAACCUAGCAUGAAAGUGCAUCCUUGUAGCUGUGUGGGCUAAUAUAAUCAAAAUGUUUUCCUUGGGGUAAAUUGAGCCAAUGGUUGCGCCAAUGGGAAGUUGAGCAAAUUGAAGUGUUUUCUUCUCAGGCUUAAUGCAAGGCAUUAUCCCUGGGAUAUGAGGCAACAACAUGACCUUGCCUAUGUUAAAAGUGUUUAAAAAAAAGUACAAAGUGUGUUUAGUUGUUAAAAUAUGCUUAAAAUUAUUAAAAUACAAAAAAGUGUUUACGCUUGUGUUGAAUUGUGUUUGGGAAAUAAAGAUAGACAUGGUUUUAAAAAGCUAUUGGUAAUACUUCAUUCAGUACAGAAAUUUGUAGGCGGCUUAUUUGAUCCUGUACAGUGGCUCAAUUUACCCCAUACCCGGGGUAAGUUGUGCCAAGAGACCACUUUAUUUGGACAAGCUAUGUUUUCAAAACUGUCAUGUUUUCAUGAAUUCAGAUUAUUGUUAGGGAUACACACCAUGCUGAAAUAUAUUUGAAGUUUUGGAAUGGCCUAGUCGAAGUCCAGACCUAAUCCCAAUUGAGAUAUUGUGGCAGGACUUGAAACGAGCAGUUCAUGCUUGAAAACCCACAAAUGUUGCUGAGUUAAAGCAGUUCUGCAUGCAAGUGUGGGCCAAGUGAGAGAUUGAUUAACAACUACAGGAAGCAUUUAGUUGCAGUCAUUGCAGCUAAAGGUGGCACAACCAGUUAUUGAGUGCAAGGGGGCAAUUACUUUUUCACACAGGGGAAUUGAGUGUUGCAUAACUUUGUUAAUUAAAUAAGUAUAAAUUGUUUUGUUAUUUGUAAACGCAGGUUCCCUUUAUCUAAUAUUAGGUUUUGGUUGAAGAUCUGAUAACAUGAGUUGUAAAAAAAUAUGCAAAAGUAGAGAAAAUCAGAAAGGGGGCAAAUACUUUUUUCACGGCACUGUAUGUAGAUAUCUUUGUCAGAAAUAAUGCUAUAUUUCCCUUGACGGAGUGAUGUUGAAUGUAAAAAAUGGUUGAACUUACCCCACUCUCCCCUAAGUGGUACCACAUGUGGGCCUGCCUCAGGGUUUAUAGAGAUCCCUAAAUCUCAUUGGAGGAAGAUGACAGGUUAACCCUGGACAGAGGGUCUGAGAGGGAGCUGGGCCCCAGAAGGUACUGGAAGACGAGCUUAGCAUCAGUAGAGUUUAGCGACCCCCUGGCCCUCUACAUCAAAUCAAAUCAAAGUUUAUUUGUCACAGUGAAAUGCUUACUUAUAGGCCCUUCACAACAAUGCAGAGAGAAAAAAAAGUUAAAUAAUAGAAAAAUAAUAACUUGAGAAAUAAAUACACAAUGAGUAAUGAUAACUUGGCUGUCCAAAACACCUGCUCUUUCCAUGACAUAGAAUGAGCAGGUGAAUCCAGGUGAAAGCUAUGAUCCCUUAUUGAUGUCACCUGUUAUGUCCACUGCAAUCAGUGUAGAUGAAGGGGAGGAGACAGAUUAAAGAAGGAUUUGAGACAAUUGAGACAUGGAUUGUGUAUGUGUGCCAUUCAGAGGGUGAAUGGGCAAAACAAAAUAUUUAAGUGUCUUUGAACGGGGUAUGGUAGUAGGUGCCAGGUGCACCGGUUUGAGUGUGUCAAGAACUGAAACUCUGCUCGGUUUUUCAUGCUCAACAGUUUCCUGUGUGUGUCAAGAAUGGUCCACCACCCAAAGACAUCCAGCCAACUUGACACAACUAUGGGAAGCAUUGGAGACAAUAUGGGCCAGGAUCCCUGUGGAACGCUUUUGACACAUUGUAGAGUCCAUGCCCCGUCUAAUUGAGGUGUUGAUGGCAAACACGACUGUGUUGGUGUGUGUGGACCAUGAUAAUUCCUUAGUGAUGUGGACAACGAGGAACUUGAAGCUCUCUAUCUGCUCCACUACAGCCCCAUUACUGUUGAAGGGGGCGCUCUCGACCUUCCAUUUCCUGUAGUCCACGAUCAGCUCCUUUGUCUUGCUGACGUUGAGGGAGAGGUUGUUGUCCUGGCACCACACUGCCAGGUCCCUGACCUCCUCCCUGUAGACGUCUCAUCGUCGUCAGUGAUCAGGCCUACCACCAUCGUGUCGUCGGCAAGCUUAAUGAUGGUGUUGGAGUUCUGCGCGGCCAUUCAGUCGUGGGUGAACAAAGACUACAGGAGGGGACUAAGCACGCACCCCUGAGGGGCCCCCGUGUUGUGGGUCAGCGUGGCGGAUGUGUUGUUGCCUACCCUCACCACCUGGAAGCUGCCUAUCAGGAAGUCCAGGAUCCAGUUGCAGAGAGAAGUGUUUACUCCCAAUGUCUUUAGCUUAGUGAUGAGCUUGGCAGGCACUAUGGUGUUGAAUGCUGAGCUGUAGUCAAUGCACACUAUUCUCAUGUAGGUGUUGCUUUUGUCCAGGUGGGAAAGGGCAGUGUGGAGUGCAAUAGAGAUUGCGUCAUCUGUGGAUUCUUUGGGGCGGUAUGCGAAUUGGAGUGGGUCCAGGGUGUCUGGGAUAAUGGUGUUGAUGUGAGCCAUGACCAGCCUUUCAAAGCUUUUCAUGGCUACAGAUGUGAGUGCUGCAGGGGGCUAAUCAUUUACACAGGUUAUCUUGGCAUUCUUGGGCACAGCGACUAUGGUGGUCUGCUUGAAUAAUGUAGGUAUUACAGACUGGGUCAGGGAGAGGUUGAAAAUGUCAGUGAAGACACUUGCCAGCUGGUCAGCGCAUGCUCUGAGUACGCGUCCUGGUUAUCCGUCUGGCCCUGCGGCCUUGUGAAUGUUAACCUGUUUAAGGUCUUACUCACAUCGGCUAUGGAGAUCGUGAACAGCUGGUGCACUCAUGCAUGAUUCAGUGUUGCUAGCCUCGAGGCGAGCAUAGAAGGUAUUUAGCUUGUCUGGUAGGCUUGCAUCACUGGACAGCUCGCGGCUGGGUUUCCCUUUGUAAUCCCUAAUAGUUUGCAAGCCCUGCCACAUCCGACAAGCGUCAGAGCCAGUGUAGUAGGAUUCAGUCUUGGUCCUGUAUUGACGCUUUGCCUGUUUGAAGGUUUCUUCGGAGGACAUAGCGUGAUUUCUUAUAAGCGUCCGGAUUAGUGUCCCGCUCCUUGAAAGUCGGCAGCUCUAGCCUUUAGCUAAGUGCGGAUGUUUUCUGUAAUCCAUGGCUUCUGGCUGGGGUAUGUACCCACGGUCACUGUGGGGACGACGUUAUCGAUGCACUUAUUAAUGACGAUGGUGACUGAUGUGGUAAACUCCUCAAUGCCAUCGGAUGAAUCCUGGAACAUAUUCCAGUCUGUGCUAGCGAAACAGUCCUGUAACUCUUCAUCGGACCACUUCCGUAUUGAGCGCAUCACUGGUACUUCCUGUUUAAGUUUUUGCUUGUAAGCAGGAAUCAGGAGGAUAGAGUUAUGGUCAGAUUUGCCAAAUGGAGGUCGAGGGAGAGCUUUGUAUGCGUCUAUGUGUGUGAAGUAAAGUUGAUCUAGAGUUUUCUCGCCUCUAGUUGCACAGGUGACAUGCUGGUAGAAAUGAGGUAAGGCCGAUUUCAGUUUUCCUGCAUUAAAGUCACCGGCCACCACGACCGGGAGACCGAUGAGGCGGUGCACAAUUGGCCCAGCGUCAUCCGGUGACACAUUGGUGCGGUUGGCUUCCGGGUUAAGCGAGCAGUGUGUCAAGAAGCAGUGUGGCUUGGCAGGGUCGUGUUUCGGAGGACGCAUGGUUCUCGACCUUCGCCUCUCCCGAGUCCGUACGGGAGAUGCAGCGAUGGGACCAGACUGUAACUACUAAUUGGAUAUCACGAAAUUGGGGAGAAAAAGGGUAAAAAGUACAAACAAUUAAAAUAAAUAAAUACCGGCCACUAGGAGCGCCGCCUCUGGGUGAGCAUUUUCUUGUUUACUUAUGACACUAUACAGCUCAUUGAGUGUGGUCUUAGUGCUAGUGGUAAAUAGACAGCUACGAAAAAUAUAGACGAAAACUCUCUUGGUAAAUAGUAUGGUCUACAGCUUAUCAUGAGGUAUUCUAACUCAGGCGAGCAGAACCUUGAGACUUCCUUAAUAUUAGAGAUUGCGCACCAGCUGUUUUUAUCAAAGAGACACACACCCCCUCCCCUGAGCCUCCCUGACACCACCAUUCUGUCCUGCUGAUGUAUAGAAAAACCAGCUAGAUUUAUAUUUACCAUGUCCUUGUUCAACCACGACUCUGAGAAACAUAGGAUAUUACAGUUCUUUAGAUCACGUUGAUAGGAUUGUCUCGAACGGAGCUCAUGCAGUUUAUUCUCUAGUGAUUGCACGUUCGCCAAUAGAACGGAGGGUACAGGCGGUUUAUCCACUCUCCGAUGUAGACUCAUCAGGUGUCCCGCAUGCCGGCCUCUAUAACGCAAUCUCCUCCUUCUUCAAGUGUCAGGGAUUUGGGCCUUGUCCGGGAUAAUCAAUAUGUCUUUCGCCUCGUCCAAAUCGAGGUUAGUGAUAGCUGUUCUGAUGUCCAGAAGCUCUUUUCGACCAUAGGAAACGAUGGCGGAAACAUUAUGUAAAAAAAUAAAUUACGAUCAUCACAAGAAAAUACACAAAAUAGCACAAUUGGUCAGGAGCCCGCAAAACGGCCGCUAUUCCCUCCAGUGGCAUUCAUGAGGCGCUAGGGGAGAUAACCAGACAUGGGGAGAUGACCAGACAUGGGUAGAUGACCAGACAUGGGGAGAUGACCAGACAUGGGGAGAUGACCAGACAUGGGGAGAUGACCAGACAUGGGGAGAUGACCAGGCAUGGGGAGAUGACCAGGCAUGGGGAGAUAACCAGACAACAGGCAGAGAGACAGACAACAGGCAGAGAGACAGACACUUGAGAACUACUGUGACACCUUAAGCUCUCUGUGGAAUGAAGGUUUGGCACUCAUUGACCUCUUACCAACAACAACAGAACGUUAAAUAAGAUAUGCAAUAAAUCUAUGGUAUAUCAAAUGUCUGACUGGGCCUAGUAUGAAACCUAUAAACACAUCACUUUGAUGAUUGUCUAUAAUAACAAAUGUAUUGUUUAUGCAAUGUUUGGCUUUUGUUAUGUACUGUAUCUGGAGUGAUUAUGAGAAUAAUGUCAGUGAGUGGGGACUGCUAGUGUCCAACACAGCUGGUGAUAAGAGUAUUAAUUGCAUUACAUUGGUCUCAAUUGCUUUCAUGUGCUUCAAAGGAGAGGAAGCAUGUGGUAAAUGUCCCAGGAUCACUUUCAUUUCCCUGCUUUUGUUUCUCUCCUAAGAAAAUUGAUUUAUUAUUCAUAGUAUGUCCACCAGGGAGGGAGUCAUUCAGAACAUUGGAACAACUCUCCUUAGACUGCUGUGAGAAGAAAAACCAAGCUCAGCAUAUAUACAGUGCCAUGCAAAAUUAUUCAUCCCACUUGGCGUUUUUCCUAUUUUGUUGCAUUACAACCUGUAAUUUUUAUUUGGAUUUCAUGUAAUGGACAUACACAAAAUAGUCCAAAUUGGUGAAGUGAAAUGAAAAAAAUAACUUGUUUAAAAAGAUUAUACAAAAUAAAUAACGGAAAAGUGGUGCGUGCAUACAGUGGGGAGAACAAGUAUUUGAUACACUGCCGAUUUUGCAGGUUUUCCUACUUACAAAGCAUGUAGAGGUCUGUAAUUUUUAUCAUAGGUACACUUCAACUGUGAGAGACUGAAUCUAAAACAAAAAUCCAGAAAAUCACAUUGUAUGAUUUUUAAGUAAUUAAUUUGCAUUUUAUUGCAUGACAUAAGUAUUUGAUCACCUACCAACCAGUAAGAAUUCCGGCUCUCACAGACCUGUUAGUUUUUCUUUAAGAAGCCCUCCUGUUCUCCACUCAUUACCUGUAUUAACUGCACCUGUUUGAACUCGUUACCUGUAUAAAAGACACCUGUCCACACACUCAAUCAAACAGACUCCAACCUCUCCACAAUGGCCAAGACCAGAGAGCUGUGUAAGGACAUCAGGGAUAAAAUUGUAGACCUGCACAAGGCUGGGAUGGGCUACAGGACAAUAGGCAAGCAGCUUGGUGAGAAGGCAACAACUGUUGGCGCAGUUAUUAGAAAAUGGAAGAAGAUCAAGAUGACGGUCAAUCACCCUCGGUCUGGGGCUCCAUGCAAGAUCUCACCUUGUGGGGCAUCAAUGAUCAUGAGGAAGGUGAGGGAUCAGCCCAGAACUACAUGGCAGGACCUGGUCAAUGACCUGAAGAGAGCUGGGACCACAGUCUCAAAGAAAACCAUUAGUAACACACUACGCCGUCAUGGAUUAAAAUCCUGCAGCGCACGCAAGGGCCCCCUGCUCAAGCCAGCGCAUGUCCAGGCCCGUCUGAAGUUUGCCAAUGACCAUCUGGAUGAUUCAGAGGAGGAAUGGGAGAAGGUCAUGUGGUCUGAUGAGACAAAAAUAGAGCUUUUUGGUCUAAACUCCACUCGCCGUGUUUGGAGGAAGAAGAAGAAUGAGUACAACCCCAAGAACACCAUCCCAACCGUGAAGCAUGGUGGUGGAAACAUCAUUCUUUGGGGAUGCUUUUCUGCAAAGGGGACAGGACGACUGCACCGUAUUGAGGGGAGGAUGGAUGGGGCUAUGUAUCGCGAGAUCUUGGCCAACAACCUUCCCUCAGUAAGAGCAUUGAAGAUGGGUCAUGGCUGGGUCUUCCAGCAUGACAACGACCCGAAACACACAGCCAGGCUAACUAAGGAGUGGCUCUGUAAGAAGCAUCUCAAGGUCCUGGAGUGGCCUAGCCAGUCUCCAGACCUGAACCCAAUAGAACAUCUUUGGAGGGAGCUGAAAGUCCGUAUUGCCCAGCGACAGCCCCGAAACCUGAAGGAUCUGGAGAAGGUCUGUAUGGAGGAGUGGGCCAAAAUCCCUGCUGCAGUGUGUGCAAACCUGGUCAAGACCUACAGGAAACGUAUGAUCUCUGUAAUUGCAAAUGAAGGUUUCUGUACCAAAUAUUAAGUUCUGCUUUUCUGAUGUAUCAAAUACUUAUGUCAUGCAAUAAAAUGCAAAUUAAUUACUUAAAAAUCAUACAAUGUGAUUUUCUGGAUUUUUCUUUUAGAUUCCAUCUCUCACAGUUGAAGUGUACCUAUGAUAAAAAUUACAGACCUCUGCAUGCUUUGUAAGUAGGAAAACCUGCAAAAUCGGCAGUGUAUCAAAUACUUGUUCUCCCCACUGUAUGUAUUCACCCCCUUUGCUAUGAAGCCCCUAAAUAAGAUCUGGUGCAACCAAUUACCUUCAGAAGUCACAUAAUUAGUUAAAUAAAGUCCACCUGUGUGCAAUCUAAGUGUCGCAUGAUCUGUCACAUGAUCUAAUUAUUUAUUUCAGCUUUUAUUUCUUUCAUCACAUUCACAGUGGGUCAGAAGUUUACAUACACUCAAUUAGUAUUUGGUAGCAUUGCCUUUAAAUUGUUUAACUUGGGUCAAACGUUUUGGGUAGCCUUCCACAAGCUUCCCACAAUAAGUUGGGUGAAUUUUGGCCCAUUCCUCCUGACAGAGCUGGUGUAACUGAGUCAGGUUUGUAGGCCUCCAGUUCUGCCCACAAACUUUCUAUAGGAUUGAGGUCAGGGCUUUGUGAAGGCCACUCCAAUAUCUUGACUUUGUUGUCCUUAAGCCAUUUUGCCACAACUUUGGAAGUAUGCUUGACCCAUUUGCGACCAAGCUUUAACUUCCUGACUGAUGUCUUGAGAUGUUGCUUCAAUAUAUCCACAUAAUUUUCCUUCCUCAUGAUGCCAUCUAUUUUGUGAAGUGCACCAGUCCCUCCUGCAGCAAAGCACCCCCACAGCAUGAUGCUGCCACCCCCGUGCUUCACGGUUGGGAUGGUGUUCUUCGGCUUGCAAGUACCCCCUUUUUCCUCCAAACAUAACGAUGGUCAUUAUGGCCAAACAGUUCUAUUUUGGUUUCAUCAGACCAGAGGACAUUUCUCCAAAAAGUACGAUCUUUGUCCCCAUGUGCAGUUGUAAACCGUAGUCUGGCUUUUUUAUGGCGGUUUUGGAGCAGUGGCUUCUUCCUUGCUGAGCGGCCUUUCAGGUUAUGUCGAUAUAGGACUCAUUUUACUGUGGAUAUAGAUACUUUUGUACAUGUUUCCUCCAGUAUCUUCACAAGGUCCUUUGCUGUUGUUCUGGGAUUGAUUUGCACUUUUUGCACCAAAGUACGUUCAUCUCUAGGAGACAGAACGCGUAUCCUUACAUCCACAGGUACUGUACACCUCCAAUUGACUCAAAUGAUGUCAAUUAGCCUAUCAGAAGCUUCUAAAGUCAUGACAUCAUUUUCUGGAAUUUUCCAAGCUGUUUAAAGGCACAGUUAACUUAGUGUAUGUAAACUUCUGACCCACUGGAAUUGUGAGACAGUGAAUUAUAAGUGAAAUAAUCUGUCUGUAAACAAUUGUUGGAAAAAUUGUGUCAUGCACAAAGUAGAUGUCCUAACCGACUUGCCAAAACUAUAGUUUGUUAACAAGACAUUUGUGCAGUGGUUGAAAAAUGAGUUUUAAUGACUCCAACCUAAAUGUAUGUAAACUUCUGACUUCAACUGUACACCUGUUCUGAAAGGCCCCAGAGUCUGCAACACCACUCAGCAAGGGGCACCACCAAGCAAGUGGCACCAUGAAGACCAAGGUACAGAUCAGGGUUGGGUUAUAAAAAAUUAUCAGAAACUUUUAACAUCCCACGGAGCACCAUUAAAUCCAUUAUAAAAAAAAUGGAAAGAAUAUGUCACCACAACAAACCUACCAAGAGAGGGCCGCCCACCAAAACUCACGGACCAGGCAAGGAGGGCAUUAAUCAGAGAGGCAACAACGAGACCAAAGAUAUCCCUGAAGGAGCUGCAAAGCUCCACAGCGGAGAUUGGAGUAUCUGUCCAUAGGACCACUUUAAGCCGUACACAGAGCUGGGCUUUACGGAAGAGUGGCCAGAAAAAAUCCAUUGCAUAAAGAAAAAAAUAAGCAAACACGUUUGGUGUUCGCCAAAAGCCAUGUGGGAGACUCCCCAAACAUAUGGAAGAAGGUACUCUGGUCAGAUGAGACUAAAAUUGAGCUUUUUGGCACUAUGUCUGGCGCAAACCCAACACCUCUCAUCACCCCGAGAACACCAUCCCCACAGUGAAGCAUGGUGGUGGCAGCAUCAUGCUGUGGGGAUGUUUUUCAUCGGCAGGGACUGGGAAACUGGUCAGAAUUGAAGGUUUGAUGGAUGGCGCUAAAUACAGGGAAAUUCUUGAGGGAAACCUGUUUCAGUCUUCCAGAGAUUUGAGACUGGGACGGAGGUUCACCUUCCAGCCGGACAAUGACCCUAAGCAUACUGCUAAAGCAACACUCAAGUGGUUUAAGGGGAAACAUUGAAAUGUCUUGGAAUGGCCUAGUCAAAGCCCAGACCUCAAUCCAAUUGAGAAUCUGUGGUAUGACUUAAAGAUUGCUGUACACCAGGGGAACCCAUCCAACUUGAAGGAGCUGGAGCAGUUUUGCCUUGAAGAAUGGGUAAAAACCCCAGAGGCUAGAUGUGCCAAGCUUAUAGAGACAUACCCCAAGAGACUUGUAGCUGAAAUUGCUGCAAAAGGUGGCUCUAUAAAGUAUUGACAUUGGGGGGGGGGGGUGGGGGUGAAUAGUUAUGCACGCUUCUGCAUGUUCUGUUUUUUUGUCUUAUUUCUUUUUUGUUUCACACAGAAAAAUUUACAUGUUGUGUAAAUCAAAUGAUACAAACCCUCCAAAAAUCUAUUUUAAUUCCAGGUUGUAAGGCAACAAAAUAGGAAAAAUGCCAAGGGGGGUGAAUACUUUCGCAAGCCACUGUAUUUAUGAAUCAUAAUGUUCAUGGAUAUAAAGUUAAAUCCUGACCAUAUACUGUAUCACUAUGGGUCAGAUAGAGUUGCUUUCUCAGAAUGUCUCUGUUUGAAUGUGAAAGCUGCUCAGCCUCCUGACUGGCCCUCUCACAUUCAACCCCACGUUGUGACAUCAUUCCAGACUGUGAUUGCCUCCUGUAGCUGAGGGACAGGAACCAUGUCCAGUUCAUGCAUGUCAGGAAUACUUUAGUCAACCACUCCUACACCUCUCCAUUUAAAACCAGUGUAAUCAGUUCAUUUCACCCCUUCUCUUCAACUCUAUCUCUCUUGUCAGAUCUUUGGGGAGACGGAGCCGGUGCGGAUGACGUCGGAGGGCUCAGACUGUCGAUGUAAGUGCAUCAUGAGGCCACUGAGCAAGGAUGCGUGCCAGCAUCUGAGGAGCGGCAGAGCACGCGUGGAGGACUUCUACACGGUGGAGACUGUCAGCUCUGGAUCGGACUGCAAGUGUUCCUGCACAGCCCCUCCCUCCUCCCUCAACCCGUGCGAGAACGAGUGGAAGAUGGAGAAGCUGAAGAAACAGGCCCCAGAGCUGCUCAAGGUGAAUGGAGGUGCAGCAGUAACAGACACUAACUGUAACUUGGUGGCACAAUAACCUUUUAACUGUAAAUGUUGGUAGUAAGAUCUGGUAAUUGACUGUGUAAAGACAGUGACAGAGACCCUGAUUACAUGUGUAUGGUUUGGUCCUAACCAUGGGAGAAGCAGAAACAGGAUAUCCCUAUAAUUGUUCAAAUGAAAGCUUCAAAGUAUCCCAGGUUGUUACACAGACAGUUCACUAUGACCUCACUGGAUUGUCUAUCUGAUAUCCAUCUGUUAAUAACAUCUCAGCACCUCUGAGGAUGUACAUAUCUGAAGCACACAUUCAUUUUUCACUGGCAGUGAGAGGAGAGGAGGCACGCUAUGCACCAUAUGAACAGAACAACGAGAACCAGAUGUAUGAUAUGACUGGGUUUAACCUUAAAUUAUAAAGUAUGCAUUUUUUUAAGGUCCUUACUGCUGAAUAGUGUCUGUUCCAGGUGCAUCGGAGUCAAAAUAAGAAUACUGGAAGAGAUGGAGACCCGCACACUGUCUAAAAAAAAAGAUACAUCCAAAACUGAGGCUUGAAUGCAAAAUAAAGAUGUUUAUUAGAACAUCAUUGUGCCCAACAAAUUAUAAAGGAAAGGUGAAAACAAAACACAAAUGUUUCGGCCCCAGGCCAUCCUCAGUGGAUUUAGACUUAGCCAUAGAUUAAGCCUGGUUGUUGUUUCGUGUUAAUACUCUCCUCUGUCCUGUGUGUGUGGGUGUACAGCUCCAUUCCAUGGUGGACCUACUGGAGGGCACGCUGUACAGUCUGGACCUCAUGAAGGUCCACUCCUACAUCAAUAAGGUGGUCUCCCAGAUGAACACACUAGAGGAGGUAAGCACAGAAAACCAACGUUCUAGUAUAGUGGAACAAGUGCCACAAUAACAAGGACAUAAAACAAAAACCAGGGUACGCUAGGUUUGCAUGCCUUCCUAUAUACUGUAUUUGAGUGUAUUUGGGAUCUUUCCAAGGGUUCUAAGCUGUUAAAGCUGUCUACGGUCCUUUAUGGAGACAGAGAGCUGAUUAAAUGGUUUGUGAUUGGAUACUAGUAAUCCCCCCCCCCCCCCCCCCCCCCCCCCCAAACUGCAUGGUUACAGUAUCCACAGAGGUUUCUUUAACCCCACAGUUAUUCACUUCUCUAACAGGGAAAUAUGUACUAGAAUGGGGAGAGAGAUUUGUGUGACUGGUUCCGCCAGAGUACCAGUCACACAAAGUAACGUUUUUAUAAUCUAUUUACGAAAGGGUUCCUUUUUGGUUAGAGUUACUUGCACAUGGGUCGUACAAUGGACUGGUCUGAUUCUUAGAACACAUCUGAUUCUCCAGACAAUCAAGACCAACCUGACUCGGGACAAUGAGUUUGUAAGGGACAGCAUGAUCACUCUGACAAACCAGUUUAAGAGGUAUGAGAACUACUCCAACAUCAUGAUGAGCAUCAAGAAGGAGAUCUCCAGCCUGGGGCUGCAGCUACUGCAGAAAGACCAAACAGAGACCAAAGCUCAGGUAAGUGUGUCUCAAACACACACACACACACAUACCUACACACGUGCACACGCACACACGCAUAGGUCUACACAAAAGCUUGCUCACAAAUUACACAUCAAACACACACACAAAUCAACGUUCACAUGCCCACAGACGCAUCGUAAAUCACAGGCUUGAAUGUCAAUGUUUACAGGACAACAAUGAUGAGAAAACCAAGGAGGCCGUAAAAAAAACGAACAAAAAGCCCCCUGCAUCCAAGCCCCCUCCCAAGCCGCCCAAGGAAAAGGUUGUAAAACCCAAGAAAGAGAGCACCAAACCUGGGAAGCCCAUCAAGCCUGACCCCACAGCCAAGGCCAAGGUGGUAGGGCACCAGCCGGGGGUAGUAAGGGGCAUCACAUACUACAAAGCAGCCAAGGUGGAUGGGGACGAGCAUAGCGCAGGCAGUAAAGGUGAGAGAAAAGGGGCCGAUACAGGGGGAGAGUUUGACCACUCUCUCUCCCAGCCCAGUGUGUGCAUGUGUAUGGAGCCCCCUCACCCCUAAAGACAACAUUGGGAUGUGACUUCAGCUGAGUUAGCAGCACUCAGCUAGCCUGCAUGAGAUCAUCUAUAUGCUGUUCUAAUUUGCUCAGACCCUAUUGUGAUUGUUAUAAACUAAACCAAUUAAAAUAUAAGUUAUACUCUUGGAUUUGAUCUUCAUUACAUAAUGCGUUGCACUGUUAUUUCAGAAUCCCAACAGAGACAGAUAUUGUACAUCUCUAUUGUAUAUUAUUUUUCUGUAUAGAGCAAGCCAUUUAGAUUUGAAUGAAAGAUGAUGUUCUAACACAAAAUUGGUUCUGUGAAAGUUCCCAGGACGUUGGUUAGGUUGUGGCUAGCCUCUGCCGAGUCCCCAACGACCGGAUGUUCUGGUUUUCAGGGGAAAUGGAAAGAGAGCCUGUGACACGACUUCCGCUUUUGGACGUUAACAAGGCGACACGCCAUCUUAAAACCUUUUACUGCAGUGGGUUAAAUCAGGGUCACACAGAGUGUUUCUUGAUAGUCUUAAACAAAUCUACUUUGAAACAAAAGUAUACACCUCACACACAUGGUUAUGGGCUUAAAAAAAGAAGGCGCCUGUACCAUGUCAGAUAUACAGUUGAAAUGUAUUCAAUUUUGAGUUUGCAUCCCAAUAUUACACAUUCUAUACAUCACGGAAGACUGAAAUAUAACAAAACCGUUUGACAUAGAAACACCGGAUUUUGGCAGGUUUUUUUAAAUAAUGUUUAUUAAUGAUAAAAUGAUUAAAUACAGUUGAAGUCAGAAGUUUACAUACACCUUAGCCAAAUACAUUUAAACUCAGUUUUUCACAAUACCUGACAUUUAAUCCUAGUAAAAAUUAACUUGGGUCAAAUGUUUCGGGGAGCCUUCCACAAGCUUCCCACAAUAAGUUGGAUGAAUUUUGGCCCAUUCCUCCUGACAGAGCUGGUGUAACUGAGUCAGGUUUGUAGGCCUCCUUGCUCGCCCACACAUUUUCUAUAGGAUUGAGGUCAGGGCUUUGUGAAGGCCACUCCAAUACCUUGACUUUGUUGUCCUUAAGCCAUUUUGCCACAACUUUGGAAGUAUGCUUGGGAUCAUUGUCCAUUUGGAAGACCCAUUUGUGACCAAGCUUUAACUUCCUGACUGAUGUCUUGAGAUGUUGCUUCAAUAUAUCCAUAUAAUUUUCCUUCCUCAUGAUGCCAUCUAUUUUGUGAAGUGCACCAGUCCCUCCUGCAGCAAUGCACCCCCACAGCAUGAUGCUGCCACCCCCGUGCUUCACGGUUGGGAUGGUGUUCUUCGGCUUGCAAGCCCCCCCUUUUUCCUCCAAACAUAACGAUGGUCAUUAUGGCCAAACAGUUCUAUUUUUGUUUCAUCAGACCUGAGGACAUUUCUCCAAAAAGUACGAUCUUUGUCCCCAUGUGCAGUUGUAAACCGUAGUCUGGCUUUUUUAUGGCGGUUUUGGAGCAGUGGCUUCUUCCUUGCUGAGCAGCCUUUCAGGUUAUGUCGAUAUAGGACUCGUUUUACUGUGGAUAUAGAUACUUUUGUACCUGUUUCCUCCAGCAUCUUCACAAGGUCCUUUGCUGUUAUUCUGGGAUUGAUUUGCACUUUUCGCAACAAGGUACGUUCAUCUCUAGGAGACAGAACGCAUCUCCUUCCUGAGCGGUAUGAUGGCUGCGUGGUCCCAUGGUGUUUAUACUUGCGUACUAUUGUUUGUACAUAUGAAUGUGGUACUUUCAGGUGUUUGGAAAUUGCUCCCAAGGAUGAACCAGACUUGUGGAGGUCUACAAUUUUUUCCUGAGGUCUUGGCUGAUUUCUUUUGAUUUUCCCAUGAUGUCAAGCAAAGAGGCACUGAGUUUGAAGGUAGGCCUUGAAAUACAUCCACAGGUACACCUCCAAUUGACUCAAAUUAUGUCAAUUAGCCUAUCGGAAGCUUCUAAAGCCAUGACAUCAUUUUCUGGAAUUUUCCAAGAUGUUUAAAGGCACAGUCAACUUAGUGUAUGUAAACUUCUGACCCACUGGAAUUGUGAUACAGUGAAUUAUAAGUGAAAUAAUCUGUCUGUAAACAAUUGUUGGAAAAAUUACUUGUGUCAUGCACAAAGUAGAUUUCCUAACCGACUUGCCAAAACUAUAGUUUGUUAACAAGAAAUGUGUGGAGUGGUUGAAAAACUAGUUUUAAUGACUCCAACCUAAGUGUAUGUAAACUUCCGACUUCAACUGUAUAUUAAAAACAUUCCACCUAUGAGGCCACUAGGUCAUUUGACUGCAGGAAAGGGCUACCUCCACCUCCACAUUUACUUGAUUGGUUGAACAGUGCAGAAGAGAAUCUCCGCCGACAGUUGUUUUCUUCUUGUCAAGACCAAUAUGUAGGGGAUCUAGUUUCAGAUGUUUAUUUUAUGCCUGCUACGUUAGGUUAGAUUGCGGCAAAUGUUCUCAUAACACAAAAACUGUCCAGUCAUGCUGAUGAUUAUACAAUGUUUGUAUAAAACAUUCACCUAAUGUUGCAAGAAAGUUCAGAGAACACAUUUUGUCUGUUCUUUAAAGGUUCCCAUAAUGUUUCAUUAUAGGUUGUGGGAACAAUCUGGUGGGAACAUUGUGUAGACAUCACAAAAUAUAUGUUCCCAAAACACAAAAACUGUCCAGUUGUGCAGAUGAUUCUAUAAUGUUUAUUUUAGGGUGAAAAAAACAUUCACCAGAUGUCGCAAGAACGUUCCUAGAACACAUUGAUUCUGUUCUUUAAAGGUUCCAAUAAUGUUUCAUUAGGUUGUGGGAACAUUGUGGAGAUAUGACAAGAGAUAGGUUCCCAAAACACUAAAACUAUCCAGUUGUGUUGACAUUCAGAUAAUGUUUGUAUCAGGGUGACCAAAACAUUCCUUUGAUGUUGCAAGAAUGGGGAUCAGAACAGCCUUUCUGAGUUCUUUAAAGGUUCCCAUAACAUUUAAUUAGGGUGUGGAAACAGUGUGGAUACAUUACAAGAGAUAGGUUGCCAAAACACAAAAUAUGCUCAGUUGUGAUGACAUUCAUACAAUGUUUAAGUUAGGUUGCACAGGACAUUCCCUUAAUGUUGCAAGCAUAUUCUUGUGAUAUUCACGAAGGUUGCAUAGAACAUUCCCACAAUGUUGCACAAUGUUAAUAAUAAUAAUAAUAAUAUGCCAUUUAGCAGACGCUUUUAUCCAAAGCGACUUACAGUCAUGCGUGCAUACAUUUUUGUGUAUGGGUGGUCCCGGGGAUCGAACCCACUACCUUGGCGUUACAAGCGCCGUGCUCUACCAGUUGAGCUACAGAGGACCACACCACAAAUGUUCCACAAUUUCCAAAUAAGUUUGUUUUUAUGACAUUCAUAGCAUAUUUGUUUUAGGUUUAACAUAACAUUCCAUUGAUGUUCACACAAUAUACUGCCUUUAAAAAGCAACAAAUCCCUUUGAAAAUAGCCUAUGUGGCAUCGAUUAAAGUCUGAAACAGUUAUUCUAGUGUCAAAAUUGACCACCAAGUGUAAAAAGGAUCAUUUUGGUCAUAAAGUCUGAUGUGUAACAUCUGUGUGUCACAACGGGGUAAAUUAAUGUUGGGUUUUGAUUUGACAAUGUCAAUUUGCCCACUAACAUAGGGUGAACAGCUGCGGUGAUUGCUCUCUAUACAAUAGCAGAGACAGUGAGAUAGACCUGCCCAGCAGCUCCGACUUUGUUUACAUAAGACAACACGUCUUAUGUAAACACUGUUCAACCAAUCCAGUAAACCUCCAAGACAAGGUCAAAUGUAUAUUGCGUGAACAUCAAUGGAAUAUUAUGUUAAACCUAAAACAAAUAUGCUAUGAACGUCAUAAAAACAGACUUAUUUGGAAAUUGUGGAACACUGUACAACAUUGUGGGAAUGUUCUGUGCAACCUAUGUGAAUAUCACAAGAUUAUUCUUGCAACAACCCAAACAACUGCCAUAACUUAAUAAAAUGUUCUGGGAAUCUUUGAAGAACUUAGACCAGGUGUUCUGUCAACAUUCUUACAACAUUAUAGGAAUGUCUUGUGCAACCUAACGUAAACAUUGAAUGAAUUUCAUCACAAUUUGUGUUUUGGGAACCUAUCUCUUGUAAUGUACCCACACUAUUCCCACAACCUAAUUAAAUGUUCUGGGAACCUAUAAAGAACUCAGAAAGGCUGUUCUGUUAACAUUCUUGCAACAUCAAAGGAAUGUUUUGUGCAAUGUCCUGAUACAAACAUUAUCUGAAUGUCAGCAUAACUGGACCGUUUUAGUGUUUUUUGGAACCUAUCUCUUGUUAUAUGCCCACAAUGUUCUUACAACCUAAAGAAACAUUGGACAGUUUUUGUGUUAUGAGAACAUUUGCUGCGACCUAACGAAUGUUCUGGGAACUUUCACAGAACCAAUUGUGGUUUGCUGGGUAACUCUAGUUGAAUGGAUAGGUAUGCUAGGUUUGCUCAGGGCUCAGACGCACAUAUGCUGUUAGAUCAUGUGUUCUGCCGUGCCUAGCCGUUUAGCCAUACUUUGGUGAGUACAGCCACACUUGUCAACCCAGUGAAGCGAAUCAGCUUACUUUCCAUAAUCUCUCACAAAGAACAGAAGGGCCUUUUUUUCAAAGGUAAAUUGCAUCUAUUAGAUAAAGGACAAUGUGGCUUUUGAAGUAACAAGUUACGCUGCUUUUCUUUCACCACAUACAGUACUUGUGAUUUUUGACUCUAGAGACCCACAGCACAUUCACCUAUCUAUGCCUACCUCCUAACUCCUAACGUUUUCCCUGACUCCCUAUCUUGUUGUUAAGCCUUUAACAGAUACAUGUGGUCAGGUAGUGUGCACGGCUGGCACCCUGAGGCUCAGAGUGCAAGUGUCAUGCAGAUGCGCUGCGUAUGUAGCAGGGAGAGGCGUUUUAUAUCACACAUGUCUAGCAGCACAGGAAGUGAGAGUAGGCUAGGCUAGGAUAGGAUUAACUUUAAUGUCCCAAGGGGAAAAUUGUCUUAGACACAACAGUACUGCUGUAUACAAAAUAGAACUGUACAUUACACACUCAACAUAACACAUUGCCCUUAUCAUCAUAUACUUCUUAUAUAGCCACAUACAUAAUACUUUGCAUAUUCCCAUUAUUCUGUCAGUGGCAUACUAACACAGCUCAGCUUUACUUAUUGCUGUUUAGGUAUUUGAUGGACAUGGGAAUGAAGGAGUGCUUAUAUCUGCUCAGCUUACACAUGAGGACUCUAUAGCGUCUGCCUGAGGGGAAGAGCUGAUAUUCAGAGUAUACUACAUGGGAGGGAUCUGAAAUAAUUUUCUGCGCUUGUCUGAUAACGGUUUGUUCAAAAAUAGUCUGCAGGGAGGGAUGUUGUCUCACACCCAUGACCUUCAUGGCAGUUUGUAUCAGGCGGGCAAUUUGGGAUUUCAGUUGGACUGAUAAAUUGCCAGUAAUAUGAGUAACAGAGGGGAGCAGCCUCAGCCAGGCCCACUUCUCCUGGCACUGUCCUCUGUUCUGCUAUUCUCUCUCUAUGGCCAAGGAUAAGAAAAUGUCAUGUGAGGGCUGUGGAAUUCUGAAUCCAAACAGACAGAGGCAGAGACAGCGGGACAGACUUGGUUACAGAGGAGGGGACAGAGAAAGUGAGAGGAAGCUGGCAUGCUCUGUGUGCUGCAUAACUAAUGCAUUCCCCUUUGAUGUGGCCCCGGGAAAUCUGUGGUACUGUACAGUGUUUGUCUCUCUGACAGAGGUCUCAAAAGCAGCUCAUACAGGGCCUGUGGCUCUGAGGCUCUAUUUGACUAAUUUAGCCAGCUAAUUCUAAUGAAAGCUAGUGAAGACAAGGCCCCUCCAGAGUUUGAGUUUGAGUAACUAAAUUCUAUGGCCUGCUUUCCAACACUUCAUCCCUUUAUCCUCAGACAACGCUGCCAAGACUCACACCGUCCAACAUGUCAAAGAGACACACUCGGAGGACGGAGGCGCUGAAAUCGUCCUGGAAACCAUAGAGGGAACCACAGCUGAGUCGACAACUACCACAGAAACUGCUGUCACUACCACGACAACAAUGGCAGCAACAACAACAACAGCCAGUACCACAAUGCCAUCUACUACCACUACCACCACCACCAGUGCAGCAGGAGUAGAGAGGCUAGACAGACCAGCUCCCACCAUCAUGCUCUUCCUGGACAACUCAGACAACAACAGCCGGCCAAUCUUACACAGAGCAGGUAGCCUGACCUACACGAAAGCCUACUGUACACUACACUACACCCUAUAUCAACUGAAUGUGCUCAUUUACAGCAAUACUGACAGUCAGUGCUAUGACUCUGUCCAGUUCAGUAACGGAUAAGCAUGUAACGUUUAGCUGCCAGAAUAUGUGUGACUGUGAAAUUGGAUGAUUGGAGACUCAUGCAGGCCAUUCUUUAUCCAGUUUUUCUGGUAGUUUUUGUGUUGAUUGUUUUGUGCUGUACUUGGCAGGGAAGAUCCUGGACUGUGAGGGGACCUUGGCCUCUAUCGAGCUCCCAGAGAAGCAGCACAGCUACGGGCGGAAUGAGGGAGCCUGGAUGAAGGAUCCUCUGGCAAAGGACUCCAAGAUCUACGUCACUAACUAUUACUAUGGCAACAACCUGGUGGAGUUCCGAAACCUGGACAACUUCAAGCAAGGUGGGUAUGGCAUAGAGAGAUACAUAUAUUAUAGACCAGGGUUCCCCAACUGGCGGCCUGCGUAUUUAUUUGAAUUGUUGGACCAAGAAUAUAUAAUAUUUGACUAAAACAUAAUAUUUUCAAACCUUGCUUACAUUUGUAUAUGAUCACAUACAUCUCUCUAUUUUGCGUGGGAAUACUUUGGAACAGAUAUCCUAAAUUAAAAUCACUUGGAGCGAUUUGCUGGUGUUUGGAAAUCUGUUCCAAAGUAUUCCCAUGCAAAAAUCACAUUUACAUUACAUUUUAGUCAUUUAGCAGACGCUCUUAUCCAGAGCGACUUACAUGAGCAAAUAGGGUUAAGUGCCUUGCUCAAGGGCACAUCGACAGAUUUUUCACCUAGUCAGCGCGGGGAUUAAUUACUGGCACAACGCUCUUAACCACUAAGCUACCUGCCGCCCAAACAGUUCUGUAAAAAACCCAAUGAUAAAGCCUUGCGGACCUAUUUUUUUAUUUGUUUUGCACUGUUGACGGUAGGUGCGCUUGAUUCAGCAGCCCUAGCGCCGGGGAAGGCAAAGUGUUCUCAUUUUUAACCAUUUCAUGUGUCUGAAGGUAGAACUACGCCUACCCGGCAGGCCCAGAGAGCAAAUCAAGUGCACCUAUAGGCUACCGCUGGCCAAUCAGAUAGCUCAGAUCACCGUGUCUGCACAGUUUCCUCGCGCCAUAGACUGUAAAAAGAAACCUCGAAUGGACAGCAAAAUUGAUAAUGUGAGAUUUAAAAACGUUUAAAACCAUGACUAGAGAGAGACUCAACGAAUACAGCAAAGAGCUGCUGUUUUUAUGAGUAAGUUCAUGUUUAAGUUGUUAUUCAGCACUGUCAAAACCUUGUUGAACAUUUUAUAAGCCAUAAAAAGCGCGUUUCGAUAAGCUUGAGUUGUUAUUAUUUGCGGCGUGUGUCUUUUUUAAUAUUGAUGAAAAUGUAACUUUCUCUGGUCAUAGGAGUAACAACAUGAAUUGGUGCAUGAGGCAGAAGUAAUGCAGUGCGACUUAAAGGCGCUGCAUGGUCAAUCCGACAUCUGCAUUGGCCGUGCAGCAUUUAUGGUGAUACGGCCUCUACAGAAGUCAGGACAUUCAUACUUCCUGCGCUUUGGGAGGCGCACAGCGAUGCGGUACGGAGCUCAAUUUGGCCUCUGCAUGCCUCCGAAGGCUCCGCAAUUGCAUUACACCCUCCAUACGGAGGCAGCCUCACCGCUGCUCCCUCCCUCCCCUCAGACUGACCAUCAGAUGCAGGCCAUCAGUCCAGUAAAACAAUAAGCAAAUGAUUAUGCUCAGUCAGCUGUGCCUCACAAGUAAUACAACAAAUUAUAUAUUACCAGUGUGAUCAUAUACCUAACAUUUUGAAAUAUAAUUUCAAAAUGGUCUGAGAAGAACAACAUUGGCAGGGCAAUUCAAGCGUAGCCAAUAUGCAGUGAUAAUGUAUUGGGCCUAUAGCCUACUGCACAAACUUAAUUGCUACAGAACUGUUUUUUAUUGGUUAAUGUUGCAUAGGCUUAUGUUUUUUAAGUCAAGAAAAGGUUGGUGACCACUGAUCUACAGUGACCCAUGAAAUAUAGUGAGUAUACACUAUAGUAGCUUGAGACUCAAACAGGCAGGUUUUUCACACAUAAAGUUCCUAAAACAGCUGGGUGGAAAGAAUCCACCGCUUCUUGCACUAGUACUUGGAGAGAGAAAUAGGAUUACUCCUCUUAAAUGACUGUGUAAAAUUAUCUUUCUCACAGGACUAGCCUGGUUGAUUUAGAAGUGUUUGGACAAUGUUUCUUUAAACUCACUUACAUCUUGCAAAGUGUAUAGAGAUUUUGCUCUGAUAUCCGGUAGGGUGGUGAGUUCACAGCAGUGUGCGGAUGACUAGGUAUCUCUGUGAGUGGCUGUGAUCCCUGCCUAGGCUGACAUGUGCUCUGGCCUCCCCUUUGAACUGGCCAUAGCUGAGAGGGAUUAGAGGCAUGGGCUGGCCUCGGGGGGGAAAAGUGCUGUGCUACGGGGUUGUUUUUGUCCUUCGCUGCAGCUUCAUUCAUUAUCUAAAUCACACUUCCUGAGGUAGAAAUAUAAGAGCGCAGAUGUGAUCAGAUAUGAGUGUAACCCUAAUAACAAUACAUAUGUUUGGACAGCAGGGAGUGUGACAGUAAGAUAAAGGAACCAGUCUCUCAUGUGACACAAUUGUAUAAACUUUUAUGGAACUAUUAAAACGUUUGCGUGUGUAACACCUGUGAAACCCAGAAUGACUUGAUUUAUACUUAAUUUUACAUGAUGUUAGCAUAAUGUCUGGGGGGCAACAUGGUAUGCAGUUAGCGCUCACUAAACAUUUCUAUAUUUGGUCCUGUUAGGUCGUUGGAGCAACCUCUUCAAACUGCCUUACAACUGGAUCGGCACGGGUCAUGUGGUGUACAAUGGAGCGUUUUACUACAACAGAGCUUUCACCAAAAACAUCAUUAAGUACGACCUAAGGAUGCGUUACGUGGCCGCCUGGACCCUCCUGCAUGACGUGGUUUACGAGGACACCACCCCCUGGAAGUGGAGAGGCCACUCGGACAUUGACUUUGCCGUGGAUGAGAGUGGGCUGUGGGUGAUCUACCCUGCCACGGACUAUGACUACUCUCAGCAGGAGGUGAUUGUCAUCAGUAAGCUGGACCCUGGGGAUCUGUCCAUGAAGAAGGAGACCACCUGGAGGACGGGCCUGAAGAGGAAGACUUACGGGAACUGCUUCAUCAUCUGUGGGGUGCUGUACGCUGUGGACGUCUAUAACCAGAAGGAAGGGGAGGUGAACUAUGCCUACGACACCCACACCAACUCAGAGGCUAUCCCUCAUCUGCCCUUUACCAACGAAUAUGCCUACACCACCCAGAUCGACUACAAUCCCAAGGAGAAGGUCCUGUACGCCUGGGACAAUGGACACCAGGUCACAUAUAACAUACAUUUUGUUGACCAAUGAGCACAGGUGUUUUGCGCUCAGGUAAAGUAUAGGCCAUCAGGAUCAUGACAAGGUCACCAUCCCCUUAGAGAUAAGAGAGAUGCUCAGUAAUAGAUGCGGUAAAGAGGUCAAAGGAACGUAGACCAUGGGGGAUAAAAGAAGGACGCCGGAUUGGCGCACAUUCAACAA
Coregonus sp. 'balchen' is the source of this 29706-nucleotide messenger RNA. NCBI's taxonomy places the organism in Eukaryota, Metazoa, Chordata, Actinopteri, Salmoniformes, Salmonidae. The record is from the annotation of a GenBank genome assembly.